Oikopleura dioica is the source of this 702-nucleotide messenger RNA. Lineage: Eukaryota; Metazoa; Chordata; Appendicularia; Copelata; Oikopleuridae. The record is from the annotation of a GenBank genome assembly.
AUGUCUGAGGAAGCCGCCGUCGAAGCGCCACCAGCUGAAGCUCCACCAGCAGAAGCCCCUGCCGCCGAUGAAGUCAAGAUUCCUAAGAUCAAGGGUCAUUCAAUGGAAGGCUUGAGCGAAUUCGCGCGACAGCGAUUGGAGAAGGAUCUUAAAGAGUUGGAACGAAUGAUCAAAGAUCAUUUUGAGGCUCGAAAGAAGGAUGAAGCUGAUCUUGCUGGACUCCAGGAGCGAAUCGAAAAACGAAAAGUCUACCGUGAAGAGCAGAACAAGAUCCGAGCUGAGCGCGAAAAGGCUCGCCAAGAAGCUGCUAUCGAAGCCAAGAAAAAGCAGGAAGAACUCGAAGAGCGACGAAAGAAAGAGGAAGAAGAGGCCAAGAAGAAUGCUCUUGCAGCCAUGUCUAUGAACUUCUCUGGCGGUGCUGCCAAGCGAGAGCGAAAGGCUGGUGGCGGUAACAAGGCCAAGGAGCUCAAGAAGAAGGUCCUCGCCGAGCGAAGAAAGAAUCUUAACGUCGAUCACUUGACUGGCGAAAAGCUCCAAGAAAAAGCCGUCGAACUUCAAAAAUGGCUCGUUUCCCUCGAAGAAAGCCGCUACGACCUCAACGUCCAGUUCAGCCACCUCAAAGACGACCUCAAACAAAUGCGAACCCGAGUCAACGAUCUCAUGGGCAAGAAGAAAUCGACCAAGGUCAACGUGCGAAAGUAA